This is a messenger RNA of Mesorhabditis spiculigera, 1659 nucleotides long. Lineage: Eukaryota; Metazoa; Nematoda; Chromadorea; Rhabditida; Rhabditidae. The record is from the annotation of a GenBank genome assembly.
AUGGGUUCCUACGGAGGCUAUGGCGGAGGAGGAGGCGGCGGCGGAAGCUAUGGAGGCCGCAGCGGUGGCGGAGGCGGCUAUGGCGGCGGCGGACGCGGUGGUGACCGCGGCUAUGGAGGUGGUGGUGGCGGAUAUGGUGGCGGCCGUGACGGUGGAUUCGGUGGUGGCGGACGUAGCAACGGCUCAGCUGGUGGCAAGCUUCGCGAAGUUGACUGGAGCCGUGAAAAUCUGAAGCCGAUUCAGAAGAACUUCUACCACGAGCAUGCAUCGGUUGCUCGCCGCGAACAGUUUGAAAUUGACCAAUGGAUUGCCCAAAACCAAGUCACACUACAUGGACGCGACAUCCCUCGGCCAAUCUUCGAGUUCAAUGAAGCCCCGUUCCCUGAUGAGCUAGUCACCCUGCUUUACGGCUCCUUUCAAAAGCCCACCGUCAUCCAAUCGAUCUCGUGGCCUAUCGCCAUGAGUGGACGAGACAUCAUUUCCAUCGCCAAAACUGGAUCCGGAAAGACUGUGGCGUUUAUGUUACCUGGCAUCGUACACACGAUCAAUCAAGGACCUCGUCAACACCGCGAAGGACCAUCAAUUCUCGUGAUGCUGCCGACUCGUGAAUUGGCGCAGCAAGUCCAAGAAGUCUCCAAGGAUUUCUGUCACGCGCUCGGUCUCAAGAUGACAUGCCUCUUCGGAGGUGCUUCUAAGGGACCUCAGGCCCGUGAUCUCGAAAGAGGUGUGGACAUCGUUGUCGCCACCCCUGGACGUCUUCUCGAUUUCCUGGAGAACGGAACGACGAACCUUCGGCGUUGCUCUUUCUUGGUGCUCGACGAAGCUGACCGCAUGUUGGACAUGGGCUUUGAGCCGCAAAUUCGCAAAAUCGUCUCGCAGAUUCGCCCGGAUCGUCAGACGUUGAUGUUCUCCGCCACAUGGCCAAACGAAGUUCGCACCAUGGCUGCCGAUUUCCAACAAGAUGCUGCCUAUUUGAACGUUGGCUCGCUGGAGCUCUCCGCUAACCACAACAUCACACAAAUCAUCGAGAUCGUUCCUGAAUUCGAGAAACAGCACAAGCUAAUGUCUUUGCUCAACACUGUCAUGAACCAGCCCGAAUGCAAAACCAUCAUUUUCGUCGAGACGAAGCGGAAAGCCGACGACAUCACACGAUUCAUGCGUCGUGAUGGGUGGCCGGCUCUUUGCAUCCAUGGCGACAAACAGCAGGGAGAGCGCGACUGGGUCCUCCAAGAGUUCAAGAACGGCAAGACGCCCAUCCUGAUUGCUACUGAUGUCGCUGCACGUGGACUUGAUGUCGAUGAUAUCAAGUUUGUGAUCAACUACGACUACCCGAAUAAUUCUGAGGAUUAUGUUCACAGAAUCGGCCGAACUGGGCGCAGGGAUAAGAAGGGAACUGCGUACACGUACUUCACGCCGCAGAAUGCUCCAAAGGCCCGUGAUCUGAUCAAGGUGCUGGAGGAGGCGAAACAACAAGUCCCGGCCGAGUUGUACGAGAUGCAGGGUCGCGGUGGCGGCGGCGGAGGAAGCCGAGGUCGGUACGGCGGUGGAGGAGCUGGCCAGAAGCGCGGCUACGGCGGUGGUGGUGGCUACGGCGGCGGCGGUGGAGGUGAUUACGCCAAACGCGGAAGGUUCGAUGAUCGCGGCUCUGGUGGUCGCUGG